Messenger RNA from Exserohilum turcica Et28A, 1440 nucleotides. RefSeq lists its product as uncharacterized. The transcript is spliced from 2 exons. The record is from RefSeq and is a predicted model, not a curated record. Gene Ontology annotation, biological process: regulation of transcription by RNA polymerase II. Gene Ontology annotation, cellular component: nucleus; SWI/SNF complex. The coding region runs from base 12 to 1400 and encodes 462 amino acids. Lineage: Eukaryota; Fungi; Ascomycota; Dothideomycetes; Pleosporales; Pleosporaceae.
CAAACGCCAGCAUGCAGGCUUCGCAGCGCGCCGAGGCCGAGCGCCGCGAGAAGAUGCGCCGCAUCGCAAAGAAUCCGACCGACAAGAACAUCCCCGAGGGCGUCGAGGAUGUCUGCAUUGGCGACGGCGUGGCCCGCUACCGCGAAUUGCGCGACGUCGAGCGCACCCUCGACGCGACCAUGAUGCGCAAGAAGCUCGAUGUCAUGGACUCGAAGCACCACUCGCGCGCCUCGCGCUACGGCACCAUGCGCAUAUGGAUAUCCAACACGGCCGAGAACCAGCCGUGGCAGAGCAGCGGCAUCGAUGCCGACGCCUUUGACUUUGAGAGCGAGAACAACGCCACGUACCGCGUCAAGAUCCAGGGCCGCCUGCUGGACGAGGAAGGCGACGACGGUCUAGAAGACGACGAAGACGACGACGACGAUAAGGAUGCCGAUGCCAUGGACCAAGAUGGAGCCGCCGCCGAGCGCAAGCCCGCCGCGAAACCCAAGCUCUUCUCGCACUACUUCACAUCCAUCAAUAUCGAUUUCGACCGCGCCAAGAGUUUACAGCCCGACAACUUCACGCAGAUCGAGUGGAAGCGGCCCGAGAAUCCUACUGCCAAGGAGGCUAAUUUCAGCGAACUCGAGUUUGAGCGCAAGGGCGACGAGAACAUCAACAUCACAAUCAAUCUUCAGCGAUACCAGAACCCCGAGGUCUUUCGCCUGAGCAAACCUCUGGCCGAGCUGCUCGAUACCGAUGAGGAGGACCGCGCGGGUGUGCUCAUGGGCAUUUGGGAGUAUGCGCGGUCGCAACAUCUGCAGCAGGAAGAUGACGAGCGCAAGUUUGCAUGCGACGCCAGGCUUAAGGCGCUAUUUGGCGGCCAGGACCACUUCUUCUUUCCGAACCUGCCUCAACUCAUCAAGCCGCACCUCACCACACUCCCGCCCAUGCAACUGCAAUACACGAUUCGCGUCGACAAGGACUAUAUCUCGCCACCGACCGACUCAGGCAAGACGCCUUUCCAACCAACUGUAUACGAUGUGCAGGUAGCGCUCGAGGACCCGAUGCAGCCACUGUUCCAGGAUAUUUUGCGCCGACCAGACAGUAUCCAGACGCUGCAGGAGAUUCAAAAGAUUGACGAGCAACUGGUACUUUUGAUGGGUGCCAUAGGCCAAUCCAAGGCAAAGCAUGCCUUUUUCACCAGCAUGUCCAAGGACCCAGUUGCCUUCUUCAAGCGCUGGCUCUCAAGCCAAAAGCGCGAUCUCGAGGUCCUGCUCGGCGAGGCCACACGUGGAGGUGGCGAAGACGCUUCUGGCGAGGAAUGGCGACGAGGAGGCGCAGAUGGCGUCUGGGGCAGCGACGUGGCAAAGGAGAGCGUGGCAUUGUGGCUCGCUCGCUCUAACAUUAAGCCUCGAUGAGCCCAUUGCCUAUUUUGUAUCCUGUUAAUGUUUGUAUCCG